GUCGCCUUGAGCAUGUUGUGAUGGAAAAGAAUAGAAUAGAAUGAAAAGCAAAAGAAAGAAAGGAGGUCAAGUUGGAUGAAGUUUGAGAACAGCAACAAGAACAGAUCUCAGUUGAGUUGGCAUGGAUCUCCGCUGAAAGGUUUAAUCUGAGAGCAAUACCGAUACCAUCCCAUUCCCAUGUUAUGUUAAGAGAAGGAUACGGAUAGGCUUUGAAUAAACCCAGAGACAGUGUGCUAUUGAUGUGUCUGUAUGAGCUAAAGGGUCUAAAAGUUUUUAACUUGAACAAAUUUUUCACCUCUCUGUUGAUGGGUGAAGAGGGCAACAAAUCCAAUCCAAAAUUAACAUUAUUGCCUCUCAUAGCUCUAAUCUUCUAUGAAGUUUCUGGGGGUCCUUUCGGAGUGGAGGAUUCAGUGAGAGCUGGUGGUGGUCCUCUUUUAUCCUUGCUUGGAUUCUUCAUCUUUCCACUAAUAUGGAGUAUACCAGAAGCUCUGGUUACGGCUGAACUUGCCACCAGCUUUCCUCACAACGGUGGAUAUGUUAUUUGGAUUUCCUCAGCUUUUGGACCCUUUUGGGGGUUUCAGGAAGGCUUUUGGAAGUGGUUCAGUGGGGUUAUGGACAAUGCACUUUACCCGGUUCUGUUCCUCGAUUACUUGAAGCAUUCCUUGCCAAUCUUUGACCGAAUCAUUGCUAGAAUUCCUGCACUUUUGGGGAUCACCUUCUCACUAACUUACUUGAAUUACCGUGGCCUCCACAUUGUAGGAUUUUCUGCUGUUCUGCUUGCCGUUUUCUCACUUUCUCCAUUUAUCAUAAUGGGCAUUCUUUCCAUUCCAGAAAUUAGGCCCAGGCGGUGGCUUGUUGUAGAUUUUAGCAAGGUGGAUUGGCGAGGAUACUUCAAUUGUAUGUUUUGGAAUUUAAAUUAUUGGGAUAAGGCAAGUACCCUUGCAGGAGAGGUUGAAAGUCCCAGCAAAACGUUCCCAAAAGCACUUGUUGGAGGACUAGUUUUGGUGAUGACCUCGUAUUUGAUUCCACUUCUUGCGGGAACAGGUGCUUUGAGAUCUGCGCCAAGUGAUUGGGCAGAUGGUUAUUUUGCCCAAGUGGGGAUGUUCAUCGGUGGCUUUUGGCUGAAACUCUGGAUUCAAGCGGCUGCUGCUAUGUCUAAUCUCGGCUUGUUUGAAGCAGAAAUGAGCAGUGAUGCUUUUCAGCUUCAAGGGAUGAGCAAGAUGGGAAUGCUUCCGGCUGUAUUUGCUUCAAGGUCUAAGUAUGGAACACCCACUGUUAGCAUUUUGUUCUCUGCCACUGGAGUUGUCUUCUUGUCAUGGAUGAGCUUUCAGCAAAUCAUAGAGUUCCUCAAUUUCUUAUAUGCUAUAGGAAUGCUUCUUGAAUUUGCAGCUUUUAUAACUUUGAGGCUGAAGCAGCCCAAUCUUCAUAGACCUUUCAGAGUUCCAUUGCAAACAUUUUGGGUGACCAUGUUUUGUUUGCCUCCUACUUCAUUGCUUAUUCUUGUAAUGUGCUUGGCUUCUUUGAGAACAUUCUUUGUGAGUGGAGCAGUAAUUCUCGUGGGCUUUAUCUUGUACCCGAUCUUGGUUCAAGCCAAAAAUAAGAAUUGGAUACUAUUUGAAGCAGAGCCACCUUCCUUGCAUUCCAGUGGGUGGCAGCAAUGCCAUUCAGUUGUUUCGGAAUUGGUUGACCAAGAAAACAAGGAUGUUGAACUUCUUGUGAGCUCGCCAUUUGCUAGUGCAGAAGAAGAAUUGUCUUUAAUGCAAAGUGAUUCUAAACCAAGCUGAGCAGCAUCUUGUCUUGACAUAAAUUUUGGCAACAAUUCACAUAAGCAUGAGACAUAUUUGGUCGUCUUGCACAUUGCUAAGGGAGAAAGAAAUGGGGCGUGGCUUUGUGCUAGUCUAGAGCCAAUAAAUUCCAAUACAUGGAGAAAAACAAAUAUUUAAAGUUCGGAGGUUGAGCUGGGGGAUAGCUGAAUGGGGCAUAAUCAAAUCUUGUUUGUGUUGUACCUUUAUCUUUAACAUCAAUUAUUAUCAACUCGGUUAACCUGACUCAUUUUGCUACAUUAGUAUGGGUCCAAAUUUUACAUCUUUGUUAAG
This is a messenger RNA of Abrus precatorius (Indian licorice), 2096 nucleotides long. Its product is annotated as probable polyamine transporter At3g19553. Gene Ontology annotation, molecular function: transmembrane transporter activity. Gene Ontology annotation, cellular component: membrane. Lineage: Eukaryota; Viridiplantae; Streptophyta; Magnoliopsida; Fabales; Fabaceae. Gene Ontology annotation, biological process: transmembrane transport. The record is from RefSeq and is a predicted model, not a curated record. The transcript is spliced from 2 exons. The coding region runs from base 240 to 1784 and encodes 514 amino acids.